Megalobrama amblycephala (Wuchang bream) is the source of this 2687-nucleotide messenger RNA. RefSeq names its product forkhead box N1 (gene foxn1). Gene Ontology annotation, molecular function: transcription cis-regulatory region binding; DNA-binding transcription factor activity, RNA polymerase II-specific. The coding region runs from base 288 to 2009 and encodes 573 amino acids. The transcript is spliced from 10 exons. Gene Ontology annotation, biological process: regulation of transcription by RNA polymerase II. The record is from RefSeq and is a predicted model, not a curated record. Lineage: Eukaryota; Metazoa; Chordata; Actinopteri; Cypriniformes; Xenocyprididae.
UAUAACCCACAUCUUCACUGAGACGAUCCCACAGGUACUGCGUGUAUAAAGGCAUCUGGAGAACUAUGGAGAACGUGGAAAGGAACAUAACGGGCUCCACGGUCACGGAAAAUGGACAUGAACACGGCGGAGGAGCAGUCAGUCAGUCAGUCACUAUAAAAGCAGAGUGGGGACUCAGAGAGAGAUUUCUGCAGCCGGUUUGCAGGUAUCUGUGUGGACUCUGACUGUCUUAGAUUUACAACCUGGGCCUGGAAGCACCACACACAGUGAGGCAGGUUGUAGGGACGAUGUCCUCUGCGUCCCAGGGCCUGUCUUUUCCACCCGUAAGCAGCAGCAGCAGCUCACCAAUUCCUUCUCCUUGUGAACUACAAUCCUUUGACCCUCUUGGGUCGCCCUGCUUUCAGAUGCCAGAGUCACAGUGUCACCAGAGCAGUGUUGGAGAGGGGUUUACACUGUACUCCCAAAGAGAAAGUGUUCCCUACAGGCAGAAGAGUGCUAUUGCAGAGCGCUUUCGUAGACACAGUAUAGACGGAAGCCCUGUUGAACAAGAAUCUGGCCUGACUGAGAACAAUCACUACCAUCCGUACAGGCGUCAAUGCAGUGAAGGGGCCAUCAGUGAGGUUCAAACCUUCAGUUGUCUCAGAAGAGCUGGACUGGCUGGGAAACUCACUACGGCCAAUGGAUUGGAGGAACAAUCCUCAUGGAGUCCAUUAAGCACUAAUGUGGAGACGACUAGCAUCAUGGGAACUCAAAACCCCUACAAUGAGCCUCAGACGAGCUCUGAAGAUCCUCCCAGCUACACAUCAGUUAACCAUCAGACGUACAGUGCCAUCAGUCCUCUACAACAUCAGUUUUACUCUUCAAGAGGAAUAGACACGGUUUCUCACUACUAUAGCCAAAGCCUCUCAUCACAAACAUCUCAAGACAAUUCUGCCCAGACACUCUACCCUAAACCUGUCUACUCUUACAGUAUUCUCAUCUUCCUGGCUCUGAGGAAUAGCAAAACAGGCAGUCUGCCUGUAAGUGAGAUCUACAGCUUCAUGACAGAUCAUUUCCCCUAUUUCAAGACAGCACCUGAUGGCUGGAAGAAUUCUGUCCGACACAACCUCUCUUUGAACAAGUGCUUUGAGAAAGUAGAGAACAAGAAUGGGAACUCCUCUCGAAAGGGCUGUCUGUGGGCCCUGAACCCAGCGAAGGUAGAGAAGAUGCAGGAGGAACUUCACAAGUGGAGACGUAAAGACCCGCUGACUGUACGGAGGAGCAUGGCCCGACCAGAGGAGCUGGAACGUCUGCUUGGGGAGAGGCCUGAAAAAUUGAAGACUCUUGGAGCUCCCUUCAGUCUACCAAGCAGUCAUUCACAUUCUCAUUCCUUAAGAGCUGCCAUGCAUCCUGCCUACGGACACCAACCUGUCCAUGAGACUAGUGUCCUGCAUCAGAAGUCUCUCUACAGCCCUUUACCCUCUCAAACUGUCGUCCCGCCUCCCCCCUACUUAUCGCCAGACCCUUCAGCUUUCCCGUACUACUCUCCUGUCACCCAUCAGCCCUGUGCUGGGCACCCCUCCAGUCCCAGGACAGGCAGCUUGGAUUCACCUUUACCAGCACACACCCCACCAAGCUACAGCACCGUCCUGCAGGCUGGUCACAGUGCUACAGCAAGCAUGCAGGAGCUUCUGCUGGACGGAGAAAACAGUAAUGAUGUCGAUGCAUUAAAUCCCAGCCUCACAGAUCUACAAUUACAUGGGAAUCUUUGGGAGGAGCUGAGGAAUGACAGCCUCGCUCCGGAUUCACUGGUAGUUAUGGACACAACCCCGUCACUACUCCAGCUCAGUCCCAAUCAAGCACAGGAUGGCGUGGGGGUCUGUGGGGGUCUAUUGGAGACUGAAGGUGGGGUGCAAGGCAGUGUUUCUGGGCUGUAUCUCAGCGGGCUCUGCACAACCGCAUUCACCAGUGCAGACAACAUGUCAGGUCUACUUUCUUCCUCAGGAAACACUCCUAUUCCUCUUCUAUGAGAAAGUAACCUCUGUGUAGCAUCCCAUCAAGCCAUCUCUAUUUUUCCAAAGUAGAAAAGUUUAUAUUUUUGAAUGUCUAAAUUGUGUGACUUCUAUGCUGAAUGGUGCACUUGAGUUUUGACAUUAGCUUUAAUGUUUUUAAUGCAUAAAUGUCCAAUCCCACUAUCAACGUUUUUGACUUCAAGGCCCUAUUGUCCACAACAAUAUUCAAAGACCCCAUGAUUUUUCGACUCAUUUAUGAUUUAUUGGAUAAGGAUUAAGGAAAAAAAAAAAAAUGUGUACAGAAUUUCUUCCUGAAAAAAAUCAUAACUACUGAAUAUGAAUAUAAAAAUGAAUAUUUAUAUUAAUGUAUAUAACUGCCCAUGCAAUUGUAAGAUUUUAUUAAUUCACAUGACCACAAAGUUCUGUAGUUCAAAAUCACUUUAAUGUCUUUAAGUUUGCUGAAAUUCAACAAUAUAAUAAUAUUGUUUGCUUUUGUGCAGGUGUUUUGUUUGUUUUUUAAAUCUAUAAAAGUGUUUGACUUGGUAAGAUUUUAAUGAGACGUUGUGGAUUUGCUGUAGUCAGUAUUGAUUAUUGUUUGCAUUUGUCAUAGCAACCACUAGGGGGUGUGUUGCCUCUUUUUUAUACUGUCUUUCUACAGUAAUACACAUUAAAGGCACUAUAGCAAGUUAAAACAGA